AUGCAGGUAGAGGAUGCGGGACUGCCCGGGACGUGCCGAGCGCGGGGAGCCUCGGGGAGCCGUGGCUCCUCCUGCCCUUCACGCCGGACCCGGAGACGGUUCCGGUCCUGGUGCCGACGCGGGACGCGCCUUGGAGCAGCGAACGGCGGCAGCGCAUCAGGUCGGUACCGCGCCCCUCCGCUCCCCUCCACCUCCCGACCCCGCCGCUGCCGCCGCCCGUCUCUUGCAGGGCCCUGCCCGGAGGCCGUCCCGCACCUCGUCCCGUGGCGACCCGGCUCCGACACCCGCCGCGCCGCCGUGGUGGGCCGGGGGGCGGCCCUGCGCCUCGAGAGCUCCGCCGCCUUCCACUCCCUCGUCAUCCGCGACGGAGGGAUGCUCGUGUUCGCCGACCGCCCCCACGGGCCGCCCAUCACCCUGCGGGCCCGCUACAUCCUCAUCCACGACGGCGGGGAGCUACACAUCGGCUCGGAGCGCUGCCCCUAUGGCUCGCGGGCCACCAUCUCGCUGUACGGGCGAGCCUCCGAGGGGGCGACUGUGGAGGGCUUCGGGCAGAAGUUCGUGGGCGUGGGUCGCGGCGGCGUCCUGGAGCUGCACGGCCGACGGCCCCGCUCCUGGACCCUCCUGGACAAGACGCUGCACCCCGGCGGGCUCCGGCACGGCCCCUACUCCUCCGAGAGGAGGUGGGGCAGCCGCGGGCUCAACCUCCGCGUCCUGGACGGCGGCACGGCGCGGGUGCUGGCGGCGGGGCGCUUCGACACCCACCUGCGGCCGGGCGAGGGCCGGCGGCUGAGAGCCUUCCUGGCCCGGCAGCCCCCCGGCAGCGUGGUGGCGGCGGCCGUGGGGGACUCGGCCGCCCGCAGCCUCACGCCAGAGACGCGGCUGCUGCUGCGGGACCGCCUGGGCAGCAGGUUCAUCGCCCGCCUGGGAUACAGGCAGCCCUGGGCGCUGGUGGGGAUCCUAGGAGGGGAUCAGCUCUCCACAGCAGAAGAUAAGCGGGAGUAUCACGGGAAUGGAAAAACGGGGUUAGCCAUAGCCAAAAGAGAUUUCCUCACCUACGACGGCACCCGUUUCACUGUUACUGCUUUCAGUGGGUGGAUAAAAGGGGUGCCUCAUAAUGGAUUUAAAGUGGAAGUGACCAAAGGUAUAAUUAUUCAUCUGGUGGAUGAGGUUACAAGUUGGCUACCUGGUGACCGUAUAGUCAUUGCCAGUACAGACUAUUCUAUGCAUCAGGCUGAAGAGUUUAAUCUCCUUCCUUGUCCUGAAUGUAAAAGUAAUCAAGUGAAAAUUGAUGGCAACCCACUUUAUCUUCACAUGGGAGAAGUCAUAGAUGGUGUCGACAUGCGGGCAGAGGUUGGUCUUCUCACUAGAAAUAUACUUAUUCAAGGAGAAAUGGAAGACUCCUGUUAUGGGCAAAACCAAUGCCAGUUUUUCUCUUUUGAUACAUUUGGAGGACACAUAAAAAUCCUAAGGAAUUUUAGCUCUGUUCACAUGUCAGGAGUGGAAUUAAAAAACAUGGGGCAGCAAAUCCUAGGCAGCUACCCGGUGCAUUUUCACUUGGCUGAGGAUGUGGAUGAGAGAGGAGGAUAUGGACGCCCAACGUACCUCGAUAACCUGGCUAUCCACCACUGCUUCUCUAGGUGUGUUGCCAUACAUGGAACUCAUGGCCUUCUGGUAAAAGACACCAUUGGCUAUGACACCCUGGGGCACUGUUUCUUCCUGGAAGAUGGGACGGAGCAGAGGAACACCUUUUAUCACAACCUGGGCCUUCUCACAAGGCCGGGGACGAUCCUGCCUUCGGAUCGCAGCGAGCUCAUGUGCCUCGCCAUCCGCAGCCACGUCCAUGGGAAUUACACUCCUGUGCCAAGCACUGACUGCAUGGCUGUCAGCACGUUCUGGAUUGCAAAUCCAAACAACAAUUUAAUAGAGAAUGCAGCAGCUGGUGCUCAGGAUGUCGGGAUAUGGUACAUCUUCCACCGGGUUCCCACUGGACAGUCUGAGGGGCGAUAUCCAGAGGGACAGGCUGAACAUACCCCCUUGGGAGUAUUUUACAACAACAGAGUCCACUCCAAUUUCAAGGCUGGUUUUUUUAUUGGAAAAGGAGUAAAGACAACAAGAGCCAACGCUGAAGAUCCCAGAGAGUAUCUUACUGUCGAUAAUGCCAGGUUUCGCCCACAUCAAGAUGCUGAUCCUGAAAAACCACGAGUUCCUGCUGUGAUUGAUCAUCUUAUUGCUUUCAAAAAUAAUGACCAUGGUGCCUGGGCCAGGGGCGGUGACAUUAUUUUCCGCAACUCAGGGUUUUCAGACAAUGGAAUUGGACUCACUCUGGCAAGUGAUGGGACUUUCCCGACAGAUGAAGGCUCCAGCCUGGAGGUUACACGCUCAAUUUUUGUUGGAGAAAGCAGCAACUUUGGCUCCCAGGGAGGCCAAAACAGCUACUGGGGAAAAGGGGCAAAUGGAGAAUACAGAACACUGCCCAGAAACAAGACAUUCCCUAUUCGUGGAUUCCAGAUUUAUGAUGGGCCUGUCAGGAUGGCAAGAUGCACUUUCAAGAAGUUCACCCCAACUGUUGACAGACACUCAAGUGCCAUUGGAUUCUUCAUGAAAAACUCCUGGCAGAUCAGCCCCCAGAACAAUGUGUCGCAGAUCCUGAUGGAGAAAAGUGUGGGACUGAAGGUGUUUUUUGGCAGACCAGGCCAGUGGUUUGGAAACAAUGACAAUGACGGUGACAAAAUGUCAAUCUUCCAUGACCUGGAUGGCUCAGUGACAGGGUACCCAAACACCUUUGUGGGCAGAGCAGACAACUACCUGCUGCGUCAUCCCGGGUGUCUCACUGUCCCACGCUGGAAUGGGGUGAUGUGUACAGGGAAAUUCGCACAGCUUUAUAUCCAGGCCAGACGCCCCGAGAACCUGACCUUGUCCAUUGCCAGAGCAGCCUACCCUUCCCAUCCUGUGAGGCUGCAGGGCGUGAACAGAGGAGCACCGUACCAGCAGUACCAACCUGUCGUCAUGCUCGAGCAGGAUUAUGUCAUCCAGUGGGAUGGCAGAGCACCUGAGGAUGUUAUCCUGUACCCCAUCAACUUCAGCAGAGGAGACUGGCUGCGUGUUGCCCUCUGCUAUCCCAGGGAAACCGUUUUCCAGGUGGUGGGAGACAUCUACCAGCGACGGACAGGGACGGUGCACAGUGUCCAGCACUACCUUGCUGCUCCUUCCAUCGCUCUCAACAGAACUCGUGAGCGGCUCUUCUACUUCGACAGAGGAUCAGGGUACCUAUUUGUUCACCUGCAAGCCCAUGAAGCUCGGGAAGGACACAGUUACUGCUCUCAGCAGGGCUGUGAACGUAUCAAAAUCAUGGCGCACAUGAGCCCGGGGGACUCCUGGAGCUGUGACCCCAACCCCUUCCCUGAGAGGCCAGUGGCUGCCCAGCACCCUGUGUCCCAACGCCCAGCUGGGCUGUGCAGGGCAUGUGGAGCCCCACAGGUUGCCAUCACCAGCACACCCUCAGUUGAGUAUAUAAGGAUCCAGAUCCAAUCUCUCAGCAGGGCGGACACACAAAACCACUUGACAUCUGCGUUCAUUAAGGUAAAUGGCACAGUGUUCCUCUUCAAUAGCAGUGGGAUAUUCUUCCUGGUGCUGGAUGCAUGUUCAGGAGCAGUUGUGAGUAGGUGGCAUUUUGACACAGUUGCCAGUGAAAACGCUGCCCAUGCAAUAACUGAUUAUGUUCAAACAUCCAUAAAAGAGAGAUCACUUGUUCUUGUGUGCUCUAGAAGUAUCACAGACGUGGUGGGCAGCUCUGAAAUGUCUGUUUUUACCAGGUUAGGUUCAGCAAAGCCUAUUGUCUUCCAUAAGGGAGGGAGUUUUGCCAUGCUUGGUUAUAAAGGACAAGCCAAACCCUCCUGGAUUAAAGUCCUUAAUCAUGCUGGUUAUCAGAAAGCUGCUUCUCUACAGCAUUAUGUUCCUUUGAAGCUGAAAGAAUAUCAAUGUCCAGCUAAUGCUGAUAAGUCACUAAGGUUUGCUUUUUCUCAGAUUCGCUCAGAGCACAUCCCUGCAAAGGCUGUGGCACCCCGGGGUUAGCACUGCUGGGGAGCACCAGCCAGGCAGAGCCCACCCCCUCACCAAAACCUGCUCCUGUCCUUAUAAAGUUGUACCAAACCAAUGAUGUUCACCUGUAUAUUUUAUAACCAAUAAAUAUAUUCUCAUCCUCUGUGGUAGAGCUUUAUUUUAAAACCAGUGCAUCUCAGGGCAGAACAGGAGCAGCCUGUGGGUGAAGAAGUGUUUCUAUAUAUGUGAUUUGGUAUCAAAAGGUGAGUUUUAAAGGCAAGAGCCUGCUUUCUGGUAACACUGGGACUGGAAAUGAAAUUUGGUGUGGAAAUUUUAGCAAUAUCCAGGGAAACAGCUGAACUUCAGCAGAGGUAGGGAAUUUCUCCCUUCAGUCCUGUUUUCACUCCAUUAAUGUCUGCUUUUAAAAAAACCAAAGUGUCCAUCUGCCAUGGCACCUUAUGUGAACUCAACAUCUGCUUGGUCAGUGUGCAGUGAUCUUACAACAGUGUCUUCUAACUGAAUUGAAUGCAUAGGGUGCAACAAGGAGUUAUAAACGUGUU
This is a messenger RNA of Lepidothrix coronata (blue-crowned manakin), 4598 nucleotides long. Its product is annotated as transmembrane protein 2-like. The record is from RefSeq and is a predicted model, not a curated record. The coding region runs from base 1 to 4071 and encodes 1356 amino acids. Lineage: Eukaryota; Metazoa; Chordata; Aves; Passeriformes; Pipridae. The transcript has 22 exons.